This is a messenger RNA of Aphanomyces astaci, 1339 nucleotides long. RefSeq lists its product as hypothetical. Gene Ontology annotation, biological process: protein targeting to membrane; peptidyl-L-cysteine S-palmitoylation. The transcript has 6 exons. The record is from RefSeq and is a predicted model, not a curated record. Gene Ontology annotation, molecular function: protein-cysteine S-palmitoyltransferase activity. Gene Ontology annotation, cellular component: Golgi apparatus; endoplasmic reticulum. Lineage: Eukaryota; Oomycota; Saprolegniomycetes; Saprolegniales; Verrucalvaceae. Bases 11 to 1327 code for a protein of 438 amino acids.
AUUUCGGCGCAUGAUGUCGGACGAGGUGAUGCCAACCAAGUCCACGACGACGAAGAACUAUAAAUGGGCGUAUCGUGUAGGUUGCCCAGCAGUGAAAGCGUUGCUAUUCUGCUUGCUCCUCGAGAUCCCGGGCUCGUCGCUCCGCGUGACCCAUCGCGACAAGACGUGGGAGUGGAAUUGGCCCGAGAUCCAAAUUUUGCUAGUCAUUGUUGGUGCAGCCACGUUGGCGUAUUACGCUGUGCAAGGCAGUGACCCGGGCUACGUUACCGAAGCUAUGGUGCAAACUUCCAUGGAAAGCGAUACCCUUCUCGGCGUCGACGACGACGAGCUGGACUUAAGGGGCACGUCCAAAGCACGGGAAAUCGACUACCGAAAGUCGAAAAUCGCCGCGAUGGAAGCAGCCUUGGAGCUCAACAACAAUGCCACGAGCGAGAAUGCGGAUGCAAGUGUUGAGCUUAGUCCUGCACCUACCAUGGACUUCUGCACCGUAUGCCAGCUACAACCGCCGCUCCGCGCAUAUCAUUGCGGGUUUUGCAACCGCUGCGUCGCGACAUUUGACCACCAUUGCUUUUUCAUUGGUUCAUGUGUGGGCGAAAGGAAUCACUGUCGGUUUUGGUGGUUCCUGGCUCUCACGACCGUCGAAGUGUACGCGUGCUUGGGAGUGGUGCAUUCUGGGUUUCACGCAGCGACAAGUGUCCAAGCGUGGAUCCAGCUCAACAGCAUCGCGUUGGUCGCGGCGCUGUUUUUCUACGUACGACCCGAUCACGUCAUCACGUUGCACUUUUUUUUUCAGUGUGAUAACGUCAUUUCAUGGACUGUCUAUCCAACAAACAUAUGGUGGUGGGUUAUGUACAGACGUUUGCGGCCAUGGCGUAUUCGCUGUGUGGGUUUCACAGUACGUCGUCACACGAAUAAAAACUCUGGAUUUGUCGCAUACAAACCUGCAUAUCAAAUGGACGACUGUAUUCGUGUAGCGUUUAUCAUGCUGACCAAUUCCACGACGCGAGAGUUGGGCAAAGGCCCAGACAAGCUGCCGUACUUGCGGGGCACCCGGGAAUGCGAUUUGCCCUUCAGCAAUGGAUUGGUGCGCAAUGUAGGCGGGUUUUGCUGUUUUCGCGCCGGCUGUAGGGGCAUGAACCGACACGAGUGGACUCCGACGGAUUGGAAACCAGUGGGGCAAGUGGUCCACUUUGCAUGGGAUAAUUCCCACAUUUGGCUCAUGUAUUUAUUUCCCAUAGGAAAAUCGACAGGAAUGCAGCCAACAUUUGCGACAAUUUGUGGGAGAACCAAUAUUACAGUUGCUGUUGACGAUAAUAAAAUGAAUUGAAUUCGAUGCGAA